Anas platyrhynchos (mallard) is the source of this 2573-nucleotide messenger RNA. RefSeq names its product nucleoporin 37 (gene NUP37). Gene Ontology annotation, molecular function: protein binding. NCBI's taxonomy places the organism in Eukaryota, Metazoa, Chordata, Aves, Anseriformes, Anatidae. The record is from RefSeq and is a predicted model, not a curated record. Gene Ontology annotation, cellular component: nuclear pore outer ring.
CGGCUGUCGGCCCUUUCCGCCGAUUUUAAUUUAAAUCCUGCGCUGCCGCCCAAUUAGCGAGCGCUGCCCCGGAAGCAUAGGAGGUGGCCCGGGGCUGGGAGGCGCUGCCGGGAGCCGCGGCCGUGCAGGGCCGGAGAGGAACAUUGACCUUCAUCCUGAAGAAGACAUCGCUUCCACGAUACUUUGACAUAGUCCCCUGAAAAUGAAGCAAGAUUCUACUAGAAAUGCUGCUUACACUGUGGACUGUGAAGAUUAUGUGCAUGUGAUAAAAUUCAAUCCAUUUGAUAGUGGAGAUGCAUGUUCCCUCAUUGCGUAUGGUGGCAAUAACUAUGUAGUUGUAGGGACAUGUAGAUUUCAGGAAGAGGAUGCAGAAGUGGAAGGCAUGCAAUAUAAGACACUACGAACGUUUCAUCAUGGAAUCAGAGUUGAUGCCAUAGCAUGGAGUCCAGAAACUAGACUUGAUGCUUUACCUCCCCAGAUAAGGUUUUGUACAGCAGCUUCUGAUAGGAAGUUAAGGCUAUUUACUUCAGACCUGCAGGACAAGAAUGAAUAUAAGAUGUUUGAUGGCCACUCAGAUUACAUUAAUGAUCUGGUGUUUUCUCCCAAAGAAGGUCAAGAAGUUGCAAGUGUAAGUGAUGAUCACACUUGCAGAGUCUGGGAUUUGGAAGGAAAUGAGAAAGCCCAUUUUGUUUUACGUUCUCCUGGAAUGAGUGUGUGCUGGCAUCCUGAUGAGGCUUUUAAGCUGAUGGUAGCGGAGAAAAAUGGGACAAUACGAUUCUAUGAUCUAAUUACACAGCAGGCCAUCCUCUCCCUAGAAUGUGAACAAACGCCACUGAUGUCAGCAGACUGGUGUUUAAAGAAUACUCUUAAAAUUGGAGCAGUUGCGGGAAAUGAUUGGCUCAUAUGGGAUAUCACUUGCUCCAGUUAUCCGCAGGAUAAGAGACCUGUCCAUGUUGAUCGAGCCAGAUUAUUCAGGUGGUCCCGUGUGAAUGAAAACCUGUUUGCAACCACUGGAUAUCCAGGAAAGACAACUACUCAACUGCUUGUUCAUCAUUUAGGACAUCCCCAGCCCAUUCUUACUGGUACUGCAGCUGUAGGAUCUGGACUGACCUGGCACAGAACUCUUCCCUUAUGCGCAGUUGGAGGAGACCAUAAAAUUUUCUUUUGGGUAACUGAAAUGUAAAAUAAGUAUUUGCUUCCAAUAUUUGUACAUUUGACACUUUGUUACUUACCUUAAAACAUACACUUUUUAAAUGUUGUAUUUGGUGUGAAUUUAUUUUUUAAAAGUUUUUUAAAGAGAUUUUGUAUCUGACAGUCUCAGUUGUUUUCAGAGAGUACCUACAGCAAGAACAGCUGUCUUUGCCUUAACUUUCUGUACCAUCACUGUUCUAUAAGAAAGAGAUACAAUAUGUAAUAUCUUAAAAUGUUGUCUGUGCAUGUGUUUGUUGAAUAAAGUAUUUCCACAAACUGGGAAGAAGCUAAUGGUGUAAUCAUAAUAACUUUAAGCAGUAUUAUUUCUAUUAAGAUAACAUACGGUUUCAGUCCCAGUAUACCAAACAGCUUGUGUGGUGUUAUUUUUGUUUGUUUGUUUAUUUGUUUUGUUCUUGUUGUUGUUUACAACCUUUUACAGGAAAAUCUGAGUUUUAAAGUUCUGGUUAUUUAUUUUUUCCAAAAAGAUAUUCUACUGCUGCUCACGUUAAAAUAUAAAACGUAUAAAGCUGUUCUGUAAUAUUUCUUCUCCUGGAAGUCACACUCCAUUUUUCUGCAUGUUCCUAUACACAUUUAAAAUAUGUUCCUACUUUGUAAUGAGUUAUCUCUUAAGGUUUUUAAGUCACCUUGGACUGUGGACUAAUUAAAAAAAAAUAUUAUUUUAACACAAAGUUUUUGAAUAUCAACAGACAAAAAAAAUCAGGCUUAACUGUUGUUUAUUUGUAGUUUUAUUUGUUGUAUUUGUAGUUUUUAUUUGUUGUUUAUUUGUUGUUUAUCUGAGCUACCAGCAAACUAAAAGACAUAUUCCAAUCUGUUAUCAUUAUUGAUUUAUAUUUAUCAAUGUAAAUAUUUUUUAGAAAAACUAUUUAGUAAUUGAAUUGGUACAGUUAAAACCUGUAAGGUCUUUUUAACUUCAGGGUUGUCCUAUGUAGUCUAAAUUGAGUUACCCUCCUCUAAACAGGAGAGAUUUGCUGUAUGCUACCACCAUUUGCUUCUGUGUGAACUUUCUUAAUAUUCAGUAAAGACUUGCCACAAUACGAACAAAAAGCAGUAAUUAGCCUAGACUGGGAACUUCCAUUUGUUUAGAUGGUAAUGCCCCAUCUCAAUAAAUCAUGAUAUAAUCAGGCAAAUGCAACAAUCUGAAAGACCUUGUUUCACUUUCUGCAGGGGGGUUCCCAUCUCCUACAGCUUCAUCUUCAGUUAUCCUUACUAAGGAAACAAAACCUGCAAUUCUCACUGAAUUUACUUCUCCUAGUUUUGGAGGAAAGUAACUCCAAAUCCCAAAUAUAAACAAUUUCUAUAGCUGGAAAUGUGAGGAGUCUCUGGAGUUAAUCUGAUUGAACAAUAAAAAUUUUGCCAUUCCA